Molecule: messenger RNA, 1052 nt
Organism: Physcomitrium patens
Lineage: Eukaryota; Viridiplantae; Streptophyta; Bryopsida; Funariales; Funariaceae
Source: RefSeq, a predicted model, not a curated record
GCAAGCACACGCACGAACAAGCUUCGACAUGGUUUCCAAACUCAAACUAACAAAAGUUAAAUGGAAAAAACGAAAAAGCUAUCGAGGAGAAGAAGAACGAAAAAGUUAAAAGUAAAAGGUACAGCUCAUGCUUCAGAUAGCGGCGGCCAUUCGGAAUCGCGACCUCGUUAUCAGGGUUUAAACCUCCUUCUCCUCCUCCUCCGCACUGCUGCUCAUCACGAGGCACCAGCGCCAACGCUGAUGUGCACAACUGAAAGAAGGAAACGGAAAAGAAAACCCCUUUUAGCAGCGAGUAAUCCCGACAAAACAGAAGCUACAAAUCGAGCUUUUCCUUCUGGGAAUAAGUGUGUUUUUUCGAGAACCUGGUGGAUGACUGACUACAUGCAUUCCUGCAUCGUUGCAACAGCGAGCUGCUCGACGAAAGCGUUGGCUGGUUUGAGUUGGGAAGAUUUCCCCGUUCCCUGGAGAGAUCAAUCGCGCGAGCUGCCGGAUCAGAGGGAAAGUGGGGGACGGUCGGAUCAGUUGUGCCACGUUCUAGAUCGCAUAUAACCGGUCGAUGUGGGCCCAGAUCUGGCCGAAUCUCCCGGUCUCAGAUCACACCUUUUGGUGCUCAAAUGUUAGGGGUGGCGGGCUUAAAUUUCCGCACAGCUGAUCUAGGACAGAUUGUCAUUCAGGGAAGGUCAGUGUUGCUCACCAGAUCGACCCUCGUUGCCUGUGCCCGCUACUACCUGGUCUGCAAUCUGUACAAGUGCAAUGGUUGCUGUACUGUCUGCCGUAUCAUUCUGAUGCAGUAUGGUUGCUUUGGCGAGAGUUUCUGGACGAGGGUGAGCGAUUGUGUUAGUGCCGGCAGCACUGUGUCUGAUACUGAGGCAACGUUGACAAAGAGGCGGCUGCGUUUGUCAGAUUCCGUCAGUUGGUUGCUUCGAACAGUGCGUUUUAGUUUGAUCGAUGUGCUGCGCGGCAGCGGAUCAGCUUAAGUGGGUGGAGCUGUGUGGGUUUCGUCCUUCCUCCUGUUAGAGAAAACUGCGCACGGCGAGGUCGAGCGUUAACAA